Microbotryum saponariae is the source of this 4108-nucleotide messenger RNA. NCBI's taxonomy places the organism in Eukaryota, Fungi, Basidiomycota, Microbotryomycetes, Microbotryales, Microbotryaceae. The record is from the annotation of a GenBank genome assembly.
AUGGCCGAUACCUCCCCAUCCUGUUUGGGAGCGAGUCCCUCUCAACCCGAGGUGGAAGUCACCACACGGUCUCGGGUGAGUCGGCGUUCUGACCCUGCUGAGCCGUCCAGAUUGCGUUCUUAUGUGCCAACAACUUGCCUCACUCCGCAGGCCACCUCGACCUCGCGGGCCCAUAGAAGCGCCAGCCCGGUCGAGGAUCCAUCGCGCACCCCAAGACAACGCUCACGCACCGAUUUCGACCACAGACCCUAUGCGGCGGCUGAGAAUUGGACACUGUCGCACGAUUGCGUAGCUCCCAAGGUCCUACCGCGCUUGGACUCGAUCAUGACAUCGACAAGGUCGUCUUCGCUCGCUUCGGCUGUUUCGCCUGUGUCCGACCAGCAGUACCACGAAGGUUCCACCGGACAUGGUGCAGGAGAUACAGCAGAAGGAAGCCAUGCUCUACUCGUGACUGGGAUGUUGGGGCUGGCUGUAGUCGGGAGUACGGUUGUUGAAGCUCAAGGGCACGAUGUUCAGACGACGAUACCGAUCGGGCUUCCUCCUCAUGGACGGUCACCGAUACCGAUGGAUGAGCCGUUCGACCAUGCUGGGUUUGGGAUUGGAGACAGUGGAUUUUUGUCGGCCGAAGAUGGGGACGAGAGUAUGUGGAGAGGCCGAGGGCGUACAAGUCGCAGCUCAAGCAUCAUCGGGCGGUUCAGUCGUUCGGCAUCACAGGACUGGAGCUCGCCGUCAUCCUUGCGAGAGGUCCCGUCGAGCACCAACGUCAGCUCUUGGACACCAGAUCGGUCACCGCCUUCUACUUCGUUGCACAACGUAUCCCCAUUUGGCAAGUCUCCUGCCCGGUCGACACAUACUACUUCCUCGCGACGCCCCUCGACGAGCGACGCGAUCACCUCGACAUGGAGGCAGCAGAACCUGCUCGCGCACGUCGAGAAUUCCUCCGAGAAGCUUAGCACUUCGCCCUCGCCGUCACCCAAGAAAACAAAGGACGAUGAAGCUACUGUUACAUCCGUGAAGCAACUCGUGCUGCAAACCCGACGAUCAUCCAAACCAGCCGUUCGCGAGUUCACGGCCGCCGACGAAAAGCGGUCCUCAGUUCGCAGUAUAGAUCGCGCUCGCGACGGACUCGGGCUGAACCUUGAAAUGCUUGACAUCGCACAAGACUCGCCUUCGCACUUGUCGACUGCCAGCCCCGUUCCGACUGUCAAUGUUGCGCGCCCUCGGACGCCUAGCGUUGACCAGUCUGACCAGCUCGAUCCAGAGUGCGAUUUUUCGAUCCUUGCCGAUGGUCUCGACCCGUCACCUCGAUCUGCUGCGAGUACUAGCUCCAAUACCGGGAGCGUCUCGCCGUCUUUCCUUGCCACCUAUGAUUCGCCCCUCUUGUCAACUUCCACCUACACUUCCGCCCGCCCAGUCCGGUACAACACCAGCCCGUCAGCCGAGUCGCCGCAGUUCUUUCUCGCUCGAACGACAGAAAGUCCAAUGCUCCCCCCCAGUCCAUCGAAUCGGAGGACUUCGAGCGCACCUCAGGUCGAUACGUGGGCAGGCGUUGUACCUAUGCCUACUCCUCGUGAGAACUAUGCUCUGCCCACUCCCGAUGCGAGCUUCUUGGUCCCCGAGGCUCUGGCGCUCUUGGAGAAGCGCGCCACGACGAGACCUCCACUGGCUGUGUGGACCACAUCCGGGGUGGACCAGACCUCUCAGCGCGGCACGGGUCGAUCGCGUCAGAUGUCAAGUGGUUCGGACACGCCCGGCACAAAAAUUUCACGACGUCUCUCCAGUUUCUUCUCCAAGCUGACGCCUUCCACAUCGCCUGCGAGUAUUUCACGUCCGACUACGCCUACACCGAAUCGCUCGCCGAUUGAAGAUGGUGGAAGCAAACGAAAUCGGCCCGGCUCGCAUUCUAAGUCUUCGAGCCCAGCGACAUUGGGACCGCCCGCAUCGAUCCACCAAAACUCGCAGAGCUCCACGCCGUCCUCGAUGCUAAAGAAGGGCACAGUUCGAGGCAGCAUUUCCAUGCCGAGCCCUGCCAUCACCGACCCAGCCUCCGCAGCUUCGUCCGCAUCGAACAAAGUGCUCAACUCGUCACCCUUGCCAAGUCGAACUCUGAGGUCGAUCAUGGGUGCUCAGGAUUACAACGAUGCGAUCGCUCGACAUGGUAUGCUUGAGAUGAAGCGCCAAGAAGUCAUUUUCGAGUUGUGCGAAACGGAGCGGUCGUUCGUCGAAGCGCUCAAGGGCGUUAUGGAAGUGUUUGCGUUGCCAUUGCGGGAUCGUCAAGGGGGAUGGAUUAGAGGGGUACCGACUGUCGUUGCCCGGUUGUUUGAUUGGGCCGCUGAUAUCGUCUAUGUGAGUCGGGUAGGAACAUCAAUCUAGGGCCUUUGAAAGGAUCCUCUCGCUGACGCUUGCACGUGGUUCUCAGCUCCACGCCCAAAUUGCUGAGGCACUGCUAUACGCACGUGGCCGGAAACCGCAAGACAUAGUCACUCGGAUUGCCACCGUCUUCAUGCCCUUCGUCCCCCAGCUCGAGAUCCAUCAACCUUACCUCGUUCGCUUUGAGAUUGUAACGCGCCUCAUCGAAAGGAUGGCGGCCGAUCAGAACUCCGACUUCGGCGCCUUCAUUCGCAUGCAGACUCGGUCGUUCUUGGGUGGCAUGACGCUGUCGAGUUUUUUGCUCAAGCCUGUUCAAAGGCUAAUGAAGUAUCCGCUGUUCUUCAAGGUGAGCCAGAUCUGAAGCCGGCGUCCAUUUGAGCGCGACACGAAUGUUGAUGAUAUCUUCCAUGCACUGUAGCAACUCUGCGAGCUGACACCCAAAGACCACGGCGAUUAUCGAGCCACGACCUCGCUUCUCCGCGACACCGAUCUCAUCAUUCGUGUCAUGCAAGAGGUCAAGUCGCGUGAAGACGAGUACGAGGAGCUCAAGCGGAUCGAGGCGAAGAUGAGAGGCUUGCCCCAGGGGUUCCGGCUUGCUCAGCGAGAUCGCCGUCUCCUCGCCCAAGGGUCGAUGAAACGGAUCCAUGCCAGCGAGAAGGGCCGAAGUGCGUUGCUCGAAGCCGAGGCUUCAGGUGUCAGACACAGGUCCUCGAUUCCAGCGAUACCCGAAAAACCUCUUGUCGCCUCGUCACUGCCCGUCAAACUGCCUUUGCUUGUCGAAUCGAGGCGAUCUCCUUCCGGGACAUCAGAUUCUGGAUCCGAUGACCCUUCCAUUCUGACAGAGCAUGAUCGAACAAGCUGGCCUGCCCAAUACGCCACGCUCGAUACUUCGGCAUCGUCCCCAAAGUCAAGUUUGCUCCUUCCAAAGACGUUGCCCGGGUUACCGAAUGAAGGGCCGGGUGUCUUCUCAUCGUCGCCAGUAUCGAUGGGGUUCGACGAAGGGGUAACGGGAGGCGACUCGCCCAACGUGUUCGCGCUCUCUCUCCCAAAGAGGCCGAGCUCAUCAAGGUCGCUUGACUCGAUCUCGGGUCGACGUACGAAGCCUCUGAAGCUGCGAGCAAAGGAGUCAUACGUGCAGGUCUUCAUCUUCUCCGACCUUGUGGUCCUCGCACAACGGAUAACUGAAAAUGGAAGCAAGAUGAGCUCAAAAGGAGCCUCGCUCGGUCCUGAUCGACCUGGAACCGCGUAUGAGAUUAUCGAGUCGAUCGGAGUUUCCAAAGUCGACCGCGUCAUGGAUCUCUCCGGGCAAACGGAGUAUGACCAUUUGUUGGCAGUCACGUUGACCCCUCUCGCCUCGGAGCCAGUGACCGUCUUCUUGACCGUUCCGCCCCAGACCACCUCCGGGUCCUCCGGAUCUUCGAACCUGACUUCCUCCACGUCCAAGAUCCACGCACGAUGGAACAACGCCUUCGAGCGCAGUCGGAUCAAGUCCGCAAAAUUAUCGAACAUCCUCCCCGGUCCCUUGAGGACCCUCGACAUCCCCGUAACGACGGACGAGCGAACCCUUGCCGCGUCGCUCCUCAAAAGCCCUGGUGAAGGUUACACCGCGCGGAUCGAGCCUUCGGAUGAACGUGUUGAUUUGGCUUCCGAACGAGCGGAACGCGAUUGGUGGAGAUUGAGGUACAACAAGAUGAGGUUCGAGCUCGAGACGAAGUCAUCGCACCACUUGGCACGUUGA